Messenger RNA from Leptinotarsa decemlineata (Colorado potato beetle), 2169 nucleotides. RefSeq lists its product as uncharacterized. The record is from RefSeq and is a predicted model, not a curated record. Gene Ontology annotation, molecular function: phosphatase activity. NCBI's taxonomy places the organism in Eukaryota, Metazoa, Arthropoda, Insecta, Coleoptera, Chrysomelidae.
UGCAAUCUCAAAAUUAAUAGUGAAACAGGAAAAUAAUCCCAAAUUCGCGAUCUUAUUGCAAGUUGUCUGUAAUACACCUGAAUUUCGUUUUUCACCUGUAUCACCUGCAAACCGGUUCGCCUCGGCGCAUGUGCAAUACAAAAAAUAUCAAUCAGAAUCGCGUGGGCCGCCAUUUUGAUAAAGCGCUUUGUGUUUUAAUGCCGUGAAAAUGUUUCGAUGAUUAAUUAAUUUAAAUCAACUGAUUAAAUCAGUAUCUUUCUUCCGAAUUAUCAAGUAUAAAUGGGUCAGCAAUAUGUGGCUCCGUAGCGAAAAGCGAAGCAGAGGAUUUCACAGGUUUCCGAUAUGCACAAAUAAAAAAUCCAAAAAAACUCUUCGUAAAAAUGGUUGGGUUCCCAAAUCACGCACAAUAUCUCUAUAUGCAACUUGCAUAAGAAAUUCCAAGAAGAAAUUUUCCAAAGGAAAGGAACUGCCGCCUAAAAAUAUCUCAGUUGAAUGUAAAGAAAACUAUCAGGCGCAGGUUGUUCCUGAGAUAUACGAGGUGCCUGUUGAUAAAAAUGUUGAAACAUUGAAUGAUGUUCCCCAUGUUGGUAAUAUGUCGACCCCAAAUCAAUGCUAUUCAUAUUUUGAUAAUGCCAUCUCUGGCACAAGUUCUUAUCAAAUUUCUUCGGAAACAACAAACCCAGAUCUUCCUAAAGAAAUUGAAUUUUCAACCAUUCAAUUAAAUGGAAUGGGAAAUAUGUCAGAAAAUUAUGAAGAAAAAAUGCAAUUUCAUCUAACUGAAAAAAAAGCUUGUGAUUACCAAAAAGAUAAGUACAAUUAUGGAGUUUUUACCGAGAAAAUAUGUGAGAGUAUGUAUUACGAAUACCCUCCAUUGAAAAAUGACUACCCAGAUCUUCAAAUAGAUAUGACCGACUUCAGUAAUGUCAACACUCAGGAGUUCAAUAACUUACUGGAUGAAGAAAUGUCAAAGAAUGUUAACAUAGCAAAUGUUGUAUAUGAUUACACAACUCUAUAUCCAUCAACUAUUCCGGAUAAUCAUAUGAUAUCGAGUGUUUCGGCACAAGAAGCAGAACGGCUUGAUAGGCAACCAGAGCAUGUCGAAGUUGAGGAUACUUGGGAGGCUUUUGAUCCCUAUUUAUUCAUUAAACAUUUGCCUCCGUUAACAUUCGAAAUGAGGUCAAAAUGUCCUGCAUUACCCUUGAAAACGCGAUCUAGUCCAGAAUUCAGUUUGGUGCUCGACCUUGAUGAAACCUUGGUACAUUGUAGUCUCCAGGAACUGAAAGAUGCCAGUUUUCAUUUCCCUGUGCUCUUCCAGGAUUGUUCCUAUACAGUAUAUGUACGAACCCGACCGUAUUUCAGAGAAUUCAUGGAGAGAGUUUCGCAAAUGUUUGAAGUUAUUCUGUUUACUGCUUCAAAAAGAGUGUAUGCUGAUAAAUUGCUGAAUCUUCUUGAUCCAGAGAGAAAGUGGAUUAAAUACCGCCUGUUCAGAGAACACUGUGUUUGUGUUAAUGGAAAUUACAUAAAAGAUUUGUCCAUUCUAGGAAGAGAUCUUUCCAAAACUAUUAUCAUUGAUAACUCACCUCAAGCUUUUGGAUAUCAUCUCAACAAUGGUAUUCCAAUUGAAAGUUGGUUUGAGGAUAGGAGUGAUUCAGAACUUAUCAAAUUGUUACCAUUUCUAGAAGGUCUAGUGGAAGUGAAGGAAGAUGUGAGACCCCAUAUUCGAAAUAAGUUCAAGCUUUUCAGUUAUCUACCUCCAGAUUAGACUAGAUGUGCAUAGACAAUCUUAUUUGAAAAAAUUGAACAAUACUCCUUUUUUUGUUAAUUCUACUCAGUUAAAGUACUGACUAACGAGAAAGUUGAAUUGCGUGCCUUUGUCGUAAUACUUCAUACUUGUCUUAUCUAAAUUUGAGAGAAAAUGCUAUUGAAUGUUAACAGAUAUUUUUAAUCUGUAGUGAAUGUGAUUUGUAAAGAGGUAGAAAUUUGAAAGUGAACUUGAAUAGAAUGUGGAAGUGUUUAUGGAAAUAAUAUUUAUUUCAGUGUCAUUUAAUUCCGUGCAAUAAUGAAAAUAAGAUAUAUAAUGAGAAAAUGUUUUUUAAAAUAUGAAUAUUUGAAAUUUUUACUGUACAGUGUUACUGUUGGUCAGUAUUUUAAUUACUGUAUUUAUGUAAU